UCUCUCUCACUCAGGCAUACAUACACUUUCAUGCAGAGACGGGAGGACUAUUAUUUUUUUCGUCCAGGUCGUUUUAAUCCGUUCUAGAGAAGCGUUUAUCAUGCUAGUGUCUCUUAGUUUACUGUUAUUUCCAGCAGCCUAACAAAAGUUGAAGCGUGUCAUUUUUAUUAAGGCGUCACUUGACUGCGUAUUUUUUUUCCCCCCAAUACGUGCUCUCGGGAGGAUAUAUAGUCGCGUUCGCUUUUAAAAACUGAAGGAAGCUCUUCGUACGGAAGACUGGAUUUGUGUUUCGAGGCUUUAGUCGCCUGAGGCUCUUUCGCACCUGCCAGCAAAAUGUCUGCCCCAGAUGCCAAUGCAAGCCCUGGAGCCCCAGGAGCCCCAGAGGGUGAGGGAGGCCCACCCGCCCCACCUCCCAACCUCACCAGCAACCGUCGUCUCCAACAGACACAGGCCCAAGUGGAUGAGGUGGUUGAUAUCAUGCGCGUGAACGUGGACAAGGUUCUGGAAAGAGAUCAGAAGCUGUCAGAACUGGACGACCGGGCAGACGCGCUGCAGGCCGGAGCAUCGCAGUUUGAGAGCAGCGCUGCUAAACUGAAAAACAAGUACUGGUGGAAGAACGUUAAGAUGAUGAUCAUGAUGGGAAUUAUUGGGGUCAUCUUGAUGGGCAUCGUUUUCAUGUACUUCUAUUACUGAGCCUCUCGUGGGAUGCACAAGGACAGGAGACUCUGGCUUUGUGUGAACUCCACCCCUCCUUCUCUCCCCACCAAUGCCUUUCAUUGAAUCCACAGUGUGUGUGUGCGUGUGUGCAGUCAUUGACGCAGUGCCUCUCCCUCCCUUUGUCUGUCACUGCAUUUCUUUGUACCUCUCUUGAGUGCUUUGCAACAGUGCCCGAGCUUACUCAAAAACUCCUUCGGUUAGGAAUAUCUACUUAUGGUAUUAGAUUGGAGAACGUGUUGGCCCUUUUCAGGCCAAAAAAUAAUAAUUCAAAAAAAAAAAAAAAAAAGGGUGAUGCAAUAAUGUAGAUUUGUAGCGCUGGUCCAAAUGAACCCAUGAAAAACUAAAGAGGGAAAAUGAAACGCAAAGUUCCAUUAAGUUUAGGAUCAAGUCAUGCAUUUAUGCAUAGAAGCCAAAGUGUACUAGUUUACCCAGAAACAACAGCCGUGGUCCUAUCAUUAAAGUAUUAACAAAGUGCAACUGCAAUGAGAAAUUACAGGAAUAUUUUUUAUAAUUGUUUCGAACCCUCCAUAUAUAGACUCCUAGAAGCAGCAUUUUUUCACUUCUUAAUAUGGACCUUUAAAGACCUGAAUGAUUUUAGAGCGGUGAAGACUACUAUGCGAAUUAAAUGUCUAUUGAUUUAGGAUGUUAAUUCCUUCUGUGUCAUAAUGUAAAAAAUGGACUCCGCAAUUGUUGUCUUUCAAGUUUUAAAAUGUCUAAAACGCAUAAGAGGAAGAUGUUUUGAGUCGUCUUAAGGGGAAUAUCUGAUCACGAAUCGUUACUUUUGCUGUUUGAUGUUAUGUCUUUGACACUAAUGUCAGUCAAAAGAUCGACUGAGUCUGGAUAAAAAAAAAACAUUAAUGGUAAGACGUGGUGUAAAAUGAAGAUAUAACAUUACAGCAGUGACCACAGUAUACAAUAUUUUAAAGUAGAUUUUUUUAUAUUUCUAUAUUGAAGAUCAUCGUGACAAGUGUGGUCACAAAUGCAAUUUAUUUUGAUUUACUUAUUGCUAAAUUAAAUGUGACCAUUAAAAAAUUGCUUUAAUCAACGUUGAAAUUUAGAUCCUUAUCACUUUAACCCCUUUGCACCUCUUGACUUUACUGGCAACGCGAUGUCUUUGGGUUGAAUGAACUACUGCUGAUAUGCAAACUGAAAGAGGAAUGAUGCAAUGUUUAAUGUAUUUGUAAAUAUUCGGGAUUCAGUGUGGGAGCAGAUAAUCAGCACUGGAGACGACAAUGUUCAGGGAUGUACCUCUGCAUGUGUUUGUGUAAAACAUACAUGGGCACUUUAACCACCUUCAUUAUAGUGACUAGGUUUAACUGGAUAUUUUUGGGGUAUUAAGGACAUAUUGUCCAGCACCUAAAAUGACGAAAACUCGCUCUUGCUGAUGUGGAAUUUAACGCAAGAUCAUCAUGUGUGAAUAAUAUACCCUACAUUAAGCAUUAACCCAAACUGCAAACCUAAUGCAGGGCAGUGAAUGUUAUUCCCUUAAAAAAAAAACUAAAAUCCUUACUACAUUGUGUGUUUUAUGCAACCUAUUCAUUUGUAAAUAUGCGCUGCAGAGAUGCAUAAAAUAACAGUUCCUGUCCCUGAGCAUUUGGAGCCAAGCUGCUAACUCGUGGUUCAUUUUAAAGCAUGUCUGCUUGCCCACCAUGUGCUGAUUCUAAUAAAGUGCUGAUGCCGUUA
Molecule: messenger RNA, 2400 nt
Organism: Puntigrus tetrazona (Sumatra barb)
Lineage: Eukaryota; Metazoa; Chordata; Actinopteri; Cypriniformes; Cyprinidae
Gene: vamp1a
Product: vesicle associated membrane protein 1a
Exons: 6
Coding region: 334-693 (119 amino acids)
Biological process (GO): vesicle fusion; SNARE complex assembly; vesicle-mediated transport
Cellular component (GO): SNARE complex; plasma membrane
Molecular function (GO): SNAP receptor activity; syntaxin binding
Source: RefSeq, a predicted model, not a curated record